CUCCCCUUUCGUUACCUUUCUAUUCCAGUCUCAAAUUUUUUUUUGUUGCUAGAUUUCUAAACUCUAAGAUACUAAUUCUUUCCCCUUAACAUGGCUGCCACUGAAAGUCAAAUUGAAGAUACAAAAGAGACUGAGGAAUCUGCAGAUUCCGAUGAAUGGAAAGCUGAAAAGUACAGGAACAAAGUUAUUGAGCGAAUGAAUUCCCUAGCAGUAUUGCUGAAUUUACAGUCAAUGCUAUAUGUGUUGGGAUGCUACAUACUAUUGUAUUUCCCUCUAAUGCAUCAUCAAGAUAGUGCAUGAAAUCAUAAUUUUAACACUUGUCUGUUAGACCACUAACUAUAUUAAAUGGCCAGAUCAGGUAUGAACAGACAAGAUGAGAUUACCAAAUCUGAGUCACAGAUACCAAAAACUGCGGCACAACUUGAAGAAUUUGUAUUUUCCAAGGCAACUUCAAGGAAAAGUUAUUUGGAUUUGACUGCAAGUCUUCUCAUCUACAUCAAUGAUUUCAAUAAGAAAAAAGAAAAAAAGGAUUCAUCUGAUGGAGAUAACAAACAGGAGGAAGAGUUUACAGAGCAGAAAGAUUCCUGAUAGAGACAUUGGAACAAGAAGAUUUGUCUAUUGAUUUCUUUAAUGUCAGUCUUUUAAUACCACACAAUUUAUUAAAGUCAAUGAGUUAGUAGAUUUGCCAAAGAAAAUUUAUCUGUAAUGAAGAUUUCUUGAUUUUGAUAUUGACCUGUAAAUUAUAUAUAUAUAUACAUAUAUAUAAAUACAUAUAUAUUUGAUAUAGUUCAGCAUGUACACAUUCAUAUUUUACUUGCAAUUAUUACCCAACAAUAAUUUUAAAAAAUUGUAAAAUACUGUAUUGUAUUUUCAAAGAUUUUGCUGCAUUGCUUCUUUUGUUAUUGAUAACUUUUUGAAACAGUUUUUAAUAAAACAGCGUUGUCAAUUCUAUGUGUGGUAUAGGAAUUUUAGUUUUUUCUUAACAUAUGAAGCAUUUCUGUUCUAAAGCUUUGGUAUAAAUGAGUUUUCUAGUUAUUAGUUUUAUAAGAAAGUAUAUCCAUACCACAUUUUAUAAGCUAGUAUUAAAAGCUUACAAUGGAUGUGUUCUACAUUUUUUCAAAUUUCAAAUUAUUAUUUAAAUAUAAUAGUUUUUGUGGGGUUUUUUUAUUUGUAUUUCCCUUUGCUAAGGUUUCUCUGGUGAAUCUAAAACCUGGAGAAGUAAAUGUGUACAAAUGUCAAUUUUUGUCUUGUAAGACUGACACUGUUAGAGAAAGGUAUAAUGAUUUUAACUUUUCACUUUGUAACUGAGAUUAAGUUCUGAUACAUUUUUAUGGAGAUUUGUUUUUUUUAAAUGUGAUUAAAAGGUGAAAUAUAUUUAUUUAUAAAGCAUUAAUUAGUUUUCAUACAGUUGGUGAAGUACAUUACAGAUUUAAACCUUGAAAAGUCUAGAUUAUCAUUUUCGUCCAUACUUCCUAUAAGAAAAGUUCAUAUUCCCAUUGCAUUUUCUAUUAUAUUAGAAAAACUUUUUUUUUGUGUGGGUUUUUAACUGAGAUAAGGGGGGAAAAAUUCAAAUCAGAAAGAAGAAUUUUUUUAAAUUAUUACCUGUAAUAAAUAAUUACAAAGUUAAUUUUUGUAUUAUUUUAGAUUACACUAAUAAUAAGAUGUAUUCUACACUUGAACACAUCGAAAGAGAAAACUUUAGAUAAUGCUGCAAAUAUCUAAAGGGUACAUUUUUUCCCUUCCAUAUGACAUUAUUUGAAUAAAUUUAUAAUGCUG
Messenger RNA from Biomphalaria glabrata, 1776 nucleotides. RefSeq lists its product as uncharacterized. Lineage: Eukaryota; Metazoa; Mollusca; Gastropoda; Planorbidae. Gene Ontology annotation, molecular function: transcription coregulator activity. The transcript is spliced from 5 exons. Bases 346 to 588 code for a protein of 80 amino acids. Gene Ontology annotation, biological process: regulation of DNA-templated transcription. The record is from RefSeq and is a predicted model, not a curated record.